AUGGUGGCUCCGGCCUCCACUGUUCCACCUUCCAUGGCUGCUCAAUCCUCCAUGGGCCGCCAGCCCACUCGUUCGGCCAGCACCCACCCGUCGCAUUCGCACAAUGUGCCUUUGAGCGCUCGGAGAUCAGUGCCCCUGGAUCUCUCCACGGUUGAGCGCCGCGGCCAACCCAAUGCUCCUCGCGAGCCCUCCAAGCGCGUGCGCCCUCAUGGCUUGCCCGAAGCCCCGACUUUUCGGCCAACCGAGGAGGAAUUUAAGGAUCCCGUAGCAUACAUUCAAAAGAUUGCGCCGGAAGGAAGGAAAUAUGGAAUCUGUCGAGUGAUCCCUCCGGAGAACUGGCAGCCGCCCUUCGCGAUUGACACAGAGCGAUUCCACUUCAAAACCCGUCGACAAGAACUGAACUCGGUCGAAGGAGGAAAUCGCGCCAACAUGAACUAUAUCGACGGGCUUGCCAUGUUUCACAAGCAACACGGGACGAAUUACAGUCGCUUACCGAGUGUGGACAAACGCCCUCUGGAUCUCUACAAGUUGAAAAAGGCUGUCGAGGUGCGAGGGGGAUUCGAGUCUGUUUGCAAAACCAAGAAGUGGGCCGAAAUUGGUCGUGAUCUUGGCUACAGCGGAAAGAUCAUGUCGUCUCUAUCCACCUCGCUCAAAAACUCCUACCAGCGGUAUCUGCAGCCGUAUGAGGAGUACCUUGCCCGCGCCAAACCCGGCGUUCAACAACAGCUCGAACUGGAACAUGGUGGUCCUUAUACCCCGUCUCCGCGUCAGUCGCCCAUGACGAAGAAGCCCAGCUUGGAGGAGAAUGGCACCCCGUCCAAAGCUCGCGAUGGAACCCCUUCAAUGCGCAUGGCACCCGUGAUGAGUACCCCAAUUGAGAAGCCCGUCGAAAAGCCCACCCCCUCUGUGGAGCCCACGCCUCCCCCUCCCCCUCGUCCAGCGCCCUCCGGCUUUACUCCCGUCAAUGCUGGUGCAAGUGGUUUCACUGCCGUGAACCACUCUCCCGCGUUUACUCCGGUCAACAACGGUCCACCUAUCAAGCAUGAAGCUGCUGAUAAUGGGGUUUCAACCCCUAAAAGUGUCUCCGAUCAUCCCUCUCACUACACACCGGUGCCGAACGGGCUACCUGCACAGCCUGUGAAGCGUGCUAUCAGUCACGACGAGAGUGGCUCACAGGGUGAGAACGGUGAUGAUGGUGGAAGUGGGCGCCGUAGCAAGCGCCUCAAGAAAGAUAUGCCACCGAUGGUGGCCGGGUCUCAUAUGUCUCUUCUUCGACCUGCACCACCUAAAGGUCGCAAUGGGGCGCAAAGAACCGGAGAUAAAUGCGAGUCUUGUGGAAAGUCCGACAAUCGUUCGACAAUCCUUGUAUGCGACAGCUGUGAACUUGGCUACCAUACUACUUGUCUGGAUCCCACUACCACCUCCCCCGCUGAUCACGAUUGGCAUUGCCCGAAGUGCUUGGUUGGCACUGGAGAGUUCGGUUUCGAGGAUGGCGGUGUUUACUCGCUCAAGCAAUUCCAAGAAAAGGCCAACGAGUUCAAGAAGCGGUACUUCGCCUCAAAGAUGCCGUUUGAUCCAGUGCUCAACACCCACCGACGGGAAACCGAGGAUGAUGUUGAGGCCGAAUUCUGGAAAUUGGUAGUGGAUCUGCAUGAGACGGUAGAAGUCGAGUACGGCGCGGAUAUCCACUCUACUACUCAUGGUAGUGGCUUCCCAACCAUCGAGCGCAACCCUCUUGAUCAGUAUUCAUCUGACCCUUGGAACUUGAAUGUUCUGCCGUUCUACGGCGAUUCGCUCUUCCGUCACAUCAAGUCUGAUAUCUCUGGCAUGACUGUGCCGUGGGUCUAUGUUGGAAUGUGCUUUUCGACUUUCUGCUGGCAUAAUGAGGAUCAUUACGCCUAUUCUGCGAACUAUCAACACUUUGGCGCUACCAAGACUUGGUACGGUAUUCCCGGUGCCGACGCCGAGGCGUUUGAGAAUGCCAUGCGGGAGGCAGUCCCGGAGUUGUUCGAGGGCCAGCCCGAUCUUCUUUUCCAGCUUGUGACGUUGAUGCCCCCCGACAAACUCCGCAAGGCUGGUGUCAACGUUUACGCGGUGGACCAAAGAGCAGGCCAGUUUGUCCUUACUUUCCCUCAAGCCUACCACGCAGGUUUCAACCACGGAUUCAACUUCAACGAGGCUGUCAACUUUGCGCCUGCGGACUGGGAGCCAUUCGGCGCCGCGGGAGUCGAGCGCCUUCAGACUUUCCGCCGACACCCGUGCUUCUCUCACGACGAACUGCUUUUCACAGCGGCUGCACGAGACAACUCCAUUACAACGGCUAAAUGGCUUGCCCCUGCGCUUGAGCGAAGCACCAACAGGGAAUUGAACGAUCGGGCAACAUUCAUAGCUCGCCAUCGAGAUAUGGCACCUCAUAACUGCGGUCUUGGCGCCAACCCCCCUAAAGGUGAUUGUCAGCUUAAGUUCGUAGUAGAAGAGGAGGACCUUCCAGAGGAUGAUUACCUGUGUCAGCACUGCAAGGCCUACACUUACCUCACCCAGUUCCGUUGCCACAAGUCAGGCAAGACACUCUGCCUGAUGCAUGCUGAGGUCUAUGACUGCUGUGGUGAACCCCCAUCACAGAAGCUACUCGGACCUGGACACACACUUCGCUACCGCAUGAGUGACGAUCAGCUCAAAUUGACCGUGCAAAAGGUCCAGGAACGCGCCAGAAUUCCGGAAAUUUGGGGAGAGAAGCUCGACAAGACCUUGGAGGAUGAGCCCAAGCCUCAGCUAAAGGCUCUCCACAAUUUGCUCAGUGAAGGUGAGAAAAUCCCGUACCACCUGCCUGGCCUCCAAGAUCUUGCGGCGUUCGUCCAGCGCUGCGAUAAAUGGGUUGAGGAAGCCAACAAUUACAUCACCCGGAAGCAGCAGAACCGGAGAAAAAACGAGAAGGCGUGGCGCAAACCUGGCUCCAAGGCGGCGCAGCUGGACGAUCGCGACCAAGCAGUCCGCAAAGUGGAGAACAUCUACGCCCUUCUGGCAGAGGCUGAUAAACUUUCCUUCGACUGUCCACAGAUGGCGGCCCUGGAAGAGAAAACCCGCGAAAUCGAGAAAUUCCGCCAGGACCUUAACCUUGCCUUAAGAAACCCGCAUACGCGAUCGGCCCAGGAAAUCGAGGAGCUCGUUGAAGCCGGCCGAAACUUCAACGUCGAAAUUCCAGAAGUGGAACACCUGGAAAAGAUCCAUCAACAAAUGAAGUGGACCGAAGAGGCUGCUCGUAAACGGGAGAAAUACCUCACCCUCCAGGACUGUCAGGAUCUCAUCGCCUCUGGAGAGCAACUUGGUCUCAAGGAUACCAACGAGCAUCUGCUUCAUUUCAAGGAAAUGUCUCGCCACGGUGAAGCCUGGGAAGCCAAGGCCAAGGAGUUGAUGGCUGUUGAAGCGGUUCAUUACCAACAGCUGGAGGCGCUCUCCGCACAAGCCUCUCGAUUCCCUGUAUCCCCUGACACCCUUGCCGCCGUUGAUGCCAUCUUGACCAAGCAACGGGAAGCGCAGAAGCGGAUUCAGACGCUCUAUGAGAAGAGCAAAGACCCGGAGCUGAAGAACCGUCCCAAGUACAAGGAUGUUCGUGAACUCACGGAGUCUCUGGAGCAGCUGAACAGUCGGCCGAUCGGGGCGAUUGACCUGGAACGCGAGCAGAAGCGUCACGAGGAUUGGAUGAGAAAGGGCAAGAAACUCUUUGGCAAGGCCAAUGCUCCUCUGCAUAUCCUAAAGUCGCACAUGGAGUACGUGGAGAAGCGAAACUCUUACUGCUUUGAUUUGGAGGAUAGCUAUCGGCCGCCCGUGGAGCCCUCGUCUCGGGACAACACCCCUGACGGGCUCCUUGAGACUCCUGCCCCUAACGUGUGGGGUCCGAAGUCCCGAAAGCGUGAUGUCUUUUGCAUCUGCCGUCAUUCCGAAGCUGGAAUGAUGAUUGAGUGCGAAGUCUGCCAUGAAUGGUAUCAUGGAAAAUGCUUGAAGAUUGCGCGCGGCAAAGUCAAGGAAUUCGACAAGUACACCUGCCCCAUCUGCGACUGGCGGCAGAAGAUCCCUCGCGAUGCAGCCCGGCCUAAGCUCGAGGAUCUGCUGGAUUGGCAAGCCGAAAUGGCUAGUCUGCCCUUCCAGCCAGAUGAGGAAGAGGUUCUGGACAGAAUAAUCAAUCAAGCUACAGCCUUCCGUGAUUUCCUUCAUAGUUUCACCAACGCUGCGUGUACCACUACUGAGGAAGUGCCGACGUUGAUUUUCUAUCUGCGAAAGAUUGAGGGUGCCGAAGUCCUGCUGGCUUAUGAGACCAACUUUUUCCGCCAGGAGAUUCACAAGUGGGCUCCCGUUGCACCGGAGGCGCCUCCAAUCCUCGAGCAGUCCCUGUCAACGCGUAAGCCGCGUCCGACUAAGCAGCAGAAGAUUAUGGCUCAGCUUGGCGUUGACCGACCAGAGGAUCUUCCUGAGCAUCUCCGCGCCAAGCUCGCGGCGGCAGGCAAGCGAAAGUCGAUCGAUGCUCAAACGUCUCGACCCGGCUCUCUACAGCCUGUGCCACCGCCUUCCAGUAACGGCGUGCCCACCACAACUGGGCCCACGUUGACUCCAAUGCCGGAUGCUACUGCGGCUUCAUAUCCUUUCUCUGCCAAUUACUCUCUUCCCGCCAGUGACUCUACCCCAGCAUUUGCGCCAACGUCCUCUUCUGCGUUCCUACCGGCUGCCGCGGCCUCUGAAUCUCCCUCCUUCCUCCCUCGGUCGCCCACGCCGCAGCAGGGUAUGGAGCCUCUAUUCAGUCCUCCACGAUUCGGUCGCGAUGCACCUUUCGCUAGCAGCAGUCCUCGUCAGAACUUGGAUGAUGUCUUCGCGGAUCUCACGAAUCAAGAAGAGGUCGAGCCCGAGUCUGAGCCGAUGGAGAACCUUCACGCGACUGAAGCCCUGGAGGCUCUCAACGCUAGCAAUGGCAGCAGCCGUGCGCCAUCACCCAAUGACGAUGCAGCUCCGAACGGGGAGACGCAGACCACCACUGCUACUGCCGCGGAGACGAACGAGGAUCCCGAGUCCGAGCUAUGA
Molecule: messenger RNA, 5070 nt
Organism: Penicillium subrubescens
Lineage: Eukaryota; Fungi; Ascomycota; Eurotiomycetes; Eurotiales; Aspergillaceae
Exons: 5
Coding region: 1-5070 (1689 amino acids)
Biological process (GO): chromatin remodeling
Cellular component (GO): nucleus
Molecular function (GO): DNA binding; histone demethylase activity
Source: RefSeq, a predicted model, not a curated record